Penicillium subrubescens is the source of this 1020-nucleotide messenger RNA. RefSeq lists its product as uncharacterized. The record is from RefSeq and is a predicted model, not a curated record. Lineage: Eukaryota; Fungi; Ascomycota; Eurotiomycetes; Eurotiales; Aspergillaceae. Gene Ontology annotation, molecular function: transaminase activity; pyridoxal phosphate binding. The coding region runs from base 1 to 1020 and encodes 339 amino acids. The transcript has 4 exons. Gene Ontology annotation, biological process: biosynthetic process; amino acid metabolic process.
AUGGUUUGGUCGGGUCAAGGGCUGAAGGUCUCCGACGAACAAUGUACGAUUCAACCAGCCAUGAGGGCCCUCUGCGACCUCAAAUCUUGGAUUGGCCCCAGCAUACCAUUUCGACUCUUGCUUGGCUUCGUUAGGAUUAUCACCCUCUAUCUUCGGCUCAUAGUCGAAAUUCCUAAUCGUCCCCUCAUUGGUGACGCUGAUCAAAAUCCCAUCUUCGGCCAGAAGGGUCCUCCUGAAGCACUGCGCGAGUCCGCCUCUUUCUGUGGUAGGAACAAUCUACAUUUUAUCUCUGACGAGAUCUAUGCAUUUUCCAUUUUCCUGAACCCCGCAAUUCCAAAGCCGACUCCGUUCACCUCUAUCCUCACCCUGGAUCUCGUUGAUGUUAUUGAUUCACUCCGCAUGCAUUGCUCUAUGGCGCAAGAAAAGACUUUUGUGCCAAUGGACUACGCAUGUGAUUCGUCUACACGAAAAAUGAAGGCAUAUUGGGUGCUAUGUCCAGCAUUAGGUAACUUGCAACAAUGUGUAUUCUCGUGGUCACCCCGUCUUCUGCAAGAUGCCUGGGCUACUAUGAUGGAGGACAAGCAGUGGAUGGGACAAUUUACGAGCCAGAAGAGGGAGCUCAUGGUAAACCGGUACAAGACGGCAACGUCGUUCUUUCCCAAGCAUGGCAUUCCCUACUACGAGAUAAAUGCUGGCCUAUUAAUCUGGGUCGACCUACGCUACCUACUGGUCUCCAAAUCAUCUAUACAACAGUCAGACUAUAGCGGCUUGAAGGUGGCCUCACCCGAAGCUCCAGGCUACCUACAGCGUGAGCUGAGAAUUGCAGAUAUCUGCAUGACAAAUGGUGUUAUGAUUGCCCCUGGUCAUGUCUAUGUACCGGAGCAGUAUGGCUGGUUCCGUAUCACAUUCACCGUUGGCAAAGAGGCAUUGGAGGAAGGAUUGAAUAGAUUCUUAGCAUCUAUGAAGGAGGAGAGGUCGAAAGUCAAGGUUGGAAAUAAAGCUGAUGCCCAUAGAGUUUAG